UUUCCUGAUGGUAUUUCUAAGCUCAUCUGCAGGAUGUUGAAGAGACUGUAUCUCACAAAAAAUUCUUGAAAGGCUUCAGGGACAGCUUUCACAGUAGGAAGAUAAAGCAUGAGUAGCAUCCAGGAAGUGACUGGAUUUUUCCUUCCGUCUCCCUGACAAACUCACCAAAUUCCUGAGAAACACAAAAUGUUUUUCUGAAGUUGUUGAAGCUAAUAUGAACAGAGUGGAGGGCAAUUUUUUUAGCCCUGCAAAGCUACCUGGUAUUUGAAAUGCUGAAGAGGAAGUUACGGUUUUGCCACAACUCAUGCUUCAGGCUUUUCUUGGGUCUAACUCUUAUUUUAGUAAUCAUUUCAGUUUUGAAAGUUAACCAGAAACAGGACUUCUUAAAUCGGAGACAUCUAGAGCUGACAAAAGAACAUCCUAUUGCCAAUGUUAACUGCACCAAGAUUAUAGAGGGGGAUAUAGAAGAAAUUCAAAGGGUAAAGCUUGAGACGUUGUCGGUGUCAUUUAAGAAACGCCCCAGACUAACAACGAAUGAUUAUAUUAACAUGACAGCGGACUGUGCCUCCUUCACCAAGACUAGGAAAUACAUUAUGGAACCUCUCAGCAAUGAAGAAGCAGAAUUUCCAAUUGCUUACUCAAUAGUGGUUUAUCACAAAAUUGAGAUGCUUGAUAGACUUCUAAGAUCAAUCUAUGCCCCUCAGAAUUUUUACUGCAUUCAUGUUGACAAAAAGUCUCCAGAAUCUUUUUUUGCUGCUGUGAAGGGAAUAGUCUCAUGUUUUGAUAAUGUCUUUAUUUCCAGCCAGUUAGAGAGUGUUGUAUAUGCUUCAUGGAGCAGGGUGCAGGCAGACAUUAACUGCAUGAAAGAUCUCUACAGAAGAAGUUCAAACUGGAAAUACCUAAUAAACCUCUGUGGCAUGGACUUUCCUAUAAAGACCAACCAGGAAAUAGUAGAGAAAUUAAAAGCCCUUAAAGGUGAAAACAGCUUGGAAACAGAAAAAAUGCCUGUUUAUAAAGAAGUAAGGUGGAAAAAACACCAUGAGAUUAUUGAUGGUAAAAUAAAGAACACAGGCACAGACAAACAACUACCGCCUCUCAGUACUCCAAUUUUUUCUGGUAGUGCCUAUUUUGUAGUUAGCAGAAGAUUUGUAGAAUACGUAUUAGAAAGCAGCAAAAUACUUAAGUUCAUUGAGUGGGCAAAAGACACUUACAGCCCAGAUGAGUACCUGUGGGCAACAAUUCAGAGAAUCCCUGAAGUCCCGGGUGCAGUUUCCUCCAGUGUCAAGUAUGAUGUUUCUGACAUGAAUGCAUUGGCCAGGUUUGUCAAGUGGCAGUACUUUGAAGGUGACAUGUCCAAAGGUGCACCCUACCCACCAUGCAGUGGAGUUCACGUUCGCUCUGUCUGUGUUUUUGGAGUAGGAGACCUAAACUGGAUGCUACGAAACCACCACUUCUUUGCCAAUAAGUUUGACACUGAUGUUGACCCUUUUGCAGUGAAAUGUUUGGAAGAGUAUUUGCGACACAAAGCUUUGUAUCUGCAAAAGAACUAAAAUACAGCAUGCUCCUGUUAUGAAACAUAGGUACAAAUUGUAUACAGCUAUGUACUUUAACAUAAAUACAACUUCAACACACCGAUGGUGUUGAUGCUGAUGAUGGGUAUUAUGUUUCUCACCAUGUUGGUGUGGUGGUGAUGACACCCUCCUUGUGUUGUCCAUGGACGAGGGGGAAAGAAGACAUGUCUCAAGUGAAAAUGGGGAUGCCUUGUGUUGCACACUGAGGCUUGGAACUUUGGGUACAAAAUCAAAGACAGAAAUUUUUGGAAGGCCAACUAUUUGGAAUAUUUAUUAUCUAAAAGGUGUAAUUAAUGGGCUUCCUUGGCUAAACUAUUUGUUUUAAGGCUUGGAAAAAUGCAUGUUGUUCAUGGUUAUUCCUCAGUUUUUUCCCAUGAAUGUAAUGCUAGCUGGAAGGGAAAGACGAAGAGGAGGAAGAAAAAAAAAAGGAAAAAAGCAGCUGGACUGCACAGACUUCAUACUGAGUACUGAAUGAUCUCAGGAAAAUAACAUUAGAAUUGAUCUGAAAACUAUACAAACAAGAAUAUACCAAAGCCAGCUGUCAUCGUUUAACUUAAAUCUGAUUGCUGUAGUUCUGUAAUAUGUAAUUCUUAAUCCUCCUGAAAAUUUCAUCUUCAGCAUGGAGUAUUAAGGACUUGUGUUUAAAUUUGUGUAGCCAAAUCUUGCUUUUGUACUCUUAAACCCCCCUGGUAAUGUGAUGUAAAGUUUAUACACUAGUUUGUAAUUACAUCUUCUCAGGGAAACCAGUUUUGUGCCUGAUGAGUUAGACUUGUAAUUUUACACUUCUUACUGUAUCAAGAGUCUUGCUUUUGGAUCCAAAAUGACUCAAGUUUCUCAAAAACUUAAAAGUACUGCAGUAGUGUCUAAAUGUCACUGAUGGAACUGCUGGUUUCUGCUUUCUGUCAAGCUCAACUUGCAUUCCAGAUUCUUUUAACAUUGAGUGUGCAAAAAUAAAGUUUUUUUUCUAAAUG
Molecule: messenger RNA, 2542 nt
Organism: Aptenodytes forsteri (emperor penguin)
Lineage: Eukaryota; Metazoa; Chordata; Aves; Sphenisciformes; Spheniscidae
Gene: GCNT1
Product: glucosaminyl (N-acetyl) transferase 1, core 2
Exons: 2
Coding region: 270-1550 (426 amino acids)
Cellular component (GO): membrane
Molecular function (GO): beta-1,3-galactosyl-O-glycosyl-glycoprotein beta-1,6-N-acetylglucosaminyltransferase activity
Source: RefSeq, a predicted model, not a curated record